Oryzias melastigma (Indian medaka) is the source of this 990-nucleotide messenger RNA. RefSeq names its product P2Y purinoceptor 13-like. Gene Ontology annotation, molecular function: G protein-coupled purinergic nucleotide receptor activity. Gene Ontology annotation, cellular component: membrane. Bases 1 to 990 code for a protein of 329 amino acids. NCBI's taxonomy places the organism in Eukaryota, Metazoa, Chordata, Actinopteri, Beloniformes, Adrianichthyidae. The record is from RefSeq and is a predicted model, not a curated record. The transcript has a single exon. Gene Ontology annotation, biological process: G protein-coupled receptor signaling pathway.
AUGCAAAACAACUCCUCUCACCUCUCCACUAGCUGUACCCUGUCCAAUGCUGAGAUCACACAAAUAUUGGUGGCUUAUUUGUUCUUCUUUUCCUUCCCCUUUGCAUUUCUACUCAAUGCGAUUGCAGCAUGGGUGUCUUUUCAUCUCCCACUGAGUUCCACCUUUAUAGUUUACCUAAAGACCCUGGUGGGGGCUGAUCUGCUCAUGACACUGACCAUCCCUUCAAUAGCGGCGAGCAUGCUUCCCGGAGCAGCACUCGAGGUGAGGAGCUUUAGCUGCCGCUAUGCCGGCGUGAUCUUCUUCACCAGUAUGUACACAAGCAUCACGCUGAUGGGUCUUAUCAGCCUGGAUCGCUUUUUCAAAAUCGUUAGACCACUUGGAAAAGGGUUCGGACAAAACAUAACCACCAGCAUUGUAUUGAGCUCUUUGGUUUGGGUUGUAUUAUUUGGAGGUACGGCAAUCCCAACUAUAGUUCUAACCGACCAGACUCCUGGAAAUGCAACCGAUGAUGUUUGUAUGUCCAUGAAAGGUCCGGCUGGAAAGACUCUCCACAAGUAUGUGGUGACUUCUAUGGAGAUGCUGUUCUGGCUCGUCACUAUAAUGAUUGUAUUUUGCUACAUCUGCAUCACCCUGAAAGUCCUGCAGUCCUUCAGAAACUCUGGAAGUAAGAACAACCAAGGAAAGAAGAAGACAAAACUGCGCGUUUUCUCCAUCCUCAUUGUGUAUUUUGUGUGUUUUGUGCCUUUGCACUUACUACGCAUUCCUUUCACCAUACAUGAAACGUUUGCCUUGAAUUUCUGCACUAGAGAGGGGCUCCUGGUCGCUCACCAAGUGUCUGUCUGGGUUUCCUCCACUAAUGCUUGCUUGGAUCCCUUUCUCUACAUCCACUUGUGCAGGGAGUACAGAGAGAAGCUGGAUGAGAUCGUGAAAGACAGUGUCCUCUUUGUUAAGUUGCAUUUCUGUAAAAAACAAAGAGAAUCCAACCAGUAA